Octodon degus (degu) is the source of this 1432-nucleotide messenger RNA. It is a transcript of the gene Gpr55, whose product is annotated as G protein-coupled receptor 55. Gene Ontology annotation, cellular component: membrane. The record is from RefSeq and is a predicted model, not a curated record. Gene Ontology annotation, molecular function: G protein-coupled receptor activity. The transcript has 2 exons. NCBI's taxonomy places the organism in Eukaryota, Metazoa, Chordata, Mammalia, Rodentia, Octodontidae. Gene Ontology annotation, biological process: positive regulation of Rho protein signal transduction; phospholipase C-activating G protein-coupled receptor signaling pathway. The coding region runs from base 104 to 1048 and encodes 314 amino acids.
CUGGGAGCCUGUAACUUCCGGGGCCAGCCUCCAGCAAUUCCUCACAGACCAAUUAAGUGCCCUGAGUGUUCCCACUGCUCCAGGCAUCUGUCCAGGGGAGAACAUGAGCCAGCACAACGGGAGCCAGAACUGCUCAUUUGGCGACGUGGAUGAGCUGAUGAAGACCGUGCAGAUGGCUGUCCACAUCCCCACCUUCCUCCUGGGCCUGCUCCUCAACCUGCUGGCCAUCCGAGGCUUCAGCAGCUUCCUGAAGAAGAGGUGGCCUGGCUACAUGGCCACCUCCAUCUACAUGAUCAACCUGGCUGUGUUCGACCUGCUGCUCGUGCUGUCCCUCCCAUUCAAGAUGGUCCUGUCGCACGUGCGGCCCCCAUCGCCCGCCUUCUGCACACUGGUCGAGUGUCUGUACUUCAUCAGCAUGUACGGCAGCGUCUUCACCAUCUGCUGCAUCAGCCUGGACAGGUUCCUGGUCAUCCAGUACCCCAUGCUGGUCAGCCACCUCCGGUCCCCCACCAAGACCUUCGGGACCUGCUGCAUCAUCUGGCUGUUGGUGUGGGUCGGGAGCGUCCCUAUCUACAGCUUCCACGCAAAGGUGGAGAAGUACAGGUGUUUCCAUAACAUGUCGGACGGCACCUGGAGCGCCAAGGUCUUCUUCCCCCUCGAGGUGUUCGGAUUCCUCCUGCCCAUAGCCAUCAUAGGCUUCUGCUCCGCCAGGAGCAUCCACAUCCUGCUGGGCCUUCGGGACCGCAGCCACAGGGCCUGCAUCUGGAGCAUCGCGGCCAGCCUGGCUGUCUUCGUGGUCUCCUUUCUCCCAGUCCACCUGGCUUUUUUCCUGCAGUUCCUGGUGAGGAAUGGCUUCAUUGUGGAGUGCAGAGCCCGGCGGGGCAUCAGCCUGUUCUUGCAGCUGUCCAUGUGUUUCUCCAAUGUCAACUGCUGCCUGGACGUUUUCUGCUACUACUUUGUCAUCAAAGAAUUCCGUGCAGAUAUCAUGGCCCGCCGCCUGUCCCGGGUCCAGCUGGUCCGACAGGACACCAUGAUUACCAGGGGCUAAGGGAGGGAGAAAAGCCCAUUCCCAUGUUCCUGAGAGACAUCCUGUUCCAGCUGGUGUCCUUGCCCCUCAAUGCUCACUGAAUAAGACCUUCCACACUGUCUUGUCAGCUUGAUGUACAUUGCCCCACACCUGGGCCUUGGUGGGAACCUAAGGGCCAUCAGAUUCUCUGUUUCUAAGCCCAGACAAGUAGCAAGCAGAAGAUCUGAAAAGAAUGCAUCUGAAAAAGGCUGUUUCUCCACUCUUCCAUCCUUCUUUUUGAUUAGAAGAUUCUGGAAAGACAGAGAGAGGCGUUAGGGCAGUCCUGUGUGCUUUGGGCCUCAGAAAGGCUCAGGAGGAAGCCGUCCCUUCCCAGAACCUGAAGGACAAGUGGCUGUCUGGUCAGGG